UCGUAUAUAAGUGUGCGAGACUACCACUCUGACAUAGUUCACGAACCUCUGUGCUCACGUCGCACGCCGCCCCACACAAAUAACAAUGAAGCUGCUGGUCGUUUGUGCUGUGUUGUCUCUUACGACAGCUCUUCCCCAAAGGAGAGUGUCGCUAAAACCGGAGCAACAGCAGAUAGAUGACCAAGAACCAGCUGAGCAGAACUACAACAACUACCAGCCCCAGCAGGAAUACAGGCAGCAGCAGCAGCAGCAGCAGGCGCAGCAGGAGUACAGAGCUAAGCCAGUGGAAGACUUCAGGCCUAAAGUACAGCUGGACACCACCACCUUCAUCCCCAUCAUCAGCUUUGACAAGGAACAAGGCACUGAUGGCAGCUACAAGACUUCGUACGAGACCGGUAAUAACAUCCACGCCGAGGAGCAGGGCUACUUGAAGGAUGUCGGCGCGGAUCACGACGCUCUGGUGCAACACGGCUCCUACUCCUACACCGCCCCUGACGGCCAGGUCAUCACCGUCGAGUACACCGCCGACGAGUUCGGAUUCAGGGUCAAGGGCGACCACAUCCCCACCCCUCCCCCAGUUUCACCCGAAAUCCAGAAAGGUCUUGACCUCAUCUACGCCGGAAUCAAGGCUAAUCAGGAACGUAACGCUCUGGAAGCUAAAAACAACCCUGAAGCCGCAAGAAACCAAGAAGAAAGGGCAGCUCUUGACUACAAGGGACAAUACUACCAGCAAUAAACACACGGCAUGAAACUGCAGAGUCGGACAAGAAUUAAGAUUAUUUAAAGUAUUGUUAACACAUGCAAGAACAAAACACGCUAACGCCAUUACUCGUGCAACCAUGUGUUUGCUUUUCCAAUGUAAUCUCUGAAGUAUUGCGACCAUGAUCUUAAUUCAUAUGACGAAUGGAAUUCAAAAAUAUGUAUGUGGCAUAACUGAUUACUUAGGUCGAACUAGGGGCAAUCGUAAUUCGUAAUACUCUGUGAGUAAAACAGUUAUCACGAUUGUCAUUACAGUAUUAGUUAAGAUGUUGUGAAUAGGUACAAAUGGGUGCUUUAAAUAUUGUUUUAACAGUUGUGUUCUGUCAAUGGAUAACAUGUCACCUUUUUUUUUGCAAUAAUAAUAUGACUGUAAACAAGAUUAGGCUGGGACUUAUUGCUGAAUGUGUUGAACUUAAUACUCAAGGGGUUUCACUAUUUUAGUUGUGUUCGAGAUUAAUCGAUUAAGCCCAAGUCCAUCCUGGGAUGCCUAUUAGUUUAAACUGCCUAGUGUAAGUACUAUUAAGAGCUGAUAACAACAAUUUUGUUAUUAAAGAGAUCACUCACCUGACUGAUGACGCGCCUACGUCUUUGUUAUCCGCUUUAGUCAUGCAUCAUCAACCAGCUGCAUGUCAUAUAGAAUUGUGAUAAAAUUACGAGGAGGUCUUAUACUUAUUUCUAUACUUUUGUACAUACCUUAUUAACUUAUGUAACUGUUUACAUAAAAAUAAUAAAAAUGUUAUAAUUUG
Molecule: messenger RNA, 1505 nt
Organism: Ostrinia nubilalis (European corn borer)
Lineage: Eukaryota; Metazoa; Arthropoda; Insecta; Lepidoptera; Crambidae
Gene: CPR34
Product: endocuticle structural glycoprotein SgAbd-2
Exons: 4
Coding region: 86-736 (216 amino acids)
Cellular component (GO): chitin-based extracellular matrix
Molecular function (GO): structural constituent of chitin-based larval cuticle
Source: RefSeq, a predicted model, not a curated record